AUGGAUGAGAGUGAUGUCAUCAUAUCCUCCACUGAAAUAAUAAAAGACAGAUUAUACUUUGCAACCCUAAAAUCCGGCUACAAACCGAAACCUACGCGUAACAGUAAAUACUUCCAUAUAGAAGAUGAGAUCGUCUACGAGAAUUUUUAUUUUGACUUUGGACCGUACCACCUGUGCCAUUUGUAUCAGUUCUGCAACAAGCUCAAUGAGGAAUUGGAGAGGAAUCCGAAGAAAAAGAUUGUAUUCUAUACCAGUAACAAUGAGACCUUACGACUUAAUGCUGCCUACCUUAUUGGAAGUUAUCAGAUAAUAUACCUGGGCGGGUCCCCAGCGGCAGUGUACAAGCAACUGACGGAGGGAGGAGAAUGGUCGCUGUUGACUUUCCGCGACGCGUCCGGAGGCCCGCCACUCUUUGACAUCUCUCUAUUGGAUGUGCUACAUGGUCUGAAAGUAGCCCAUGAUGCACGCUUCUUCGACUUCCGGCAUUUCGAUGCUGAACAGUAUCUAUUUUAUGAGAAAGUAGAAAAUGGCGACUUAAAUUGGAUCAUUCCGGACAAAAUGCUUGCGUUCUCUGGUCCCCACCAUAGGUCGCGACUGGAUCGUGGCUAUCCCCUCCACAGUCCCGAGCACUACCACGACUACUUCCGGACCCACCACGUCACCACCGUCGUGCGAUUAAACAAAAAAUCCUAUGACGCAAGGCAAUUCACUGCGCACGGUUUCGAGCAUCGAGAACUGUUCUUUGUGGAUGGAUCUGUGCCCUCUGAUCUCAUUGUAAAUAGAUUUAUACGGAUUGCGGAAGCUGCGAAAGGUGCUGUCGCCGUGCACUGUAAAGCGGGACUGGGGCGCACGGGCACGCUGAUCGCGUGCUACAUGAUGAAGCACCACGGCUUCACGGCGCGCGAGGCCAUCGCCUGGCUGCGGCUGUGCCGGCCCGGCUCCGUCAUCGGCCACCAGCAGUGGUUCCUCGAGAAUGUCCAACCCCGAAUGCAUGCAGAAGGUGAGGCAUACCGUCGCCGCCACAACAUAACUUCGUUCCCGGUGUUCACGCGCGGCAUCUACUGCGACCUGCCGCCAGAAACAAGGGACGUGCACGAAAAACCAAGUGGUGAUAACAAACCAGUCUCACUGCAGUCAAUACUGCAUAGCAAUAAAAAUAUGAAUAAGCUGGACAACGCGAACGCACUUAACGCAAACGAAGCUGACUCUGAGAACAACGUAACAUCAGUCAUUGGAAAGUACAAAACUACGCCGACACCAAUGUUGCCAACAAAAACCGUAUUCACACCCAAAAUGAAUUACAUGAUGCCCACGAAUAACAUCCGCAAUGCUAACAACACGAACUUAAAACCUCAGCCAAGGUUAAUAAACUCCACCCUCAAAUCGCAUUAUGCGUCGAAAACUUCAACUUUCCCGCCAACGAGAGGUGCGAAUUCGCAAGCAAACAAAUUGGUAGCCAGCGUCAAGUCGUCUUUCACAGGAAAAAAUAGCUUCCACGGUCAAAGAGCUAACCUUGCCCGGCCAACGUUAAGCUAUACGCACGGUAGCAGCCCUUUGAAAACAUUCACUAGAAAAGCUGCGAGUGUGAGCAAAAUUACGGCAAACGACACGUCUGUCGUGAACACACUCAGUAAUGUGACGUCCCUAUCGGCUUUGACAGAGAACUGUCAUUUGAACGGCAAAAACCGAUUACCCUCCGAGCCGAAUUUGAAAACCGUCACCUCAACAAAAGGCUCUGUAGCUAACGUUAACGGUAGAAAGAAAUUAAUAAUCCGUUCAAAUUCAAGCUCCAGAAAAAGGCUUCCAAAAAAUCUUCCAAAGAAUGGGCUCGAGUCCACUCAAGAUCUGUCUUCCAGCGACACAAACGUAACUAAUAUUUCCGCGGACUCUCUAGAAACCCCCUUCAGGUUUAGACGGAAAAGGGAUAAGUCAAGUAGUCCGGAACCAAUGGACUGUGUAUCCAAUUCUAUUAUAACAGCCGACGUUACACCUGACAAUUACGAAGAGACAAAUAACUCGCAAGGCAAUAAACUAUAUAAAAUCAAAGCAUUAAGAAAGAAAUGCCCAGCUUUCGGAGUCAGCCUUCUUAAGAAAGACAACGUUCAAACGCGGUCUAGUAGUUGCGCGAGUAGUGCGAAUGUCAAAAAGAAAUGA
Molecule: messenger RNA, 2154 nt
Organism: Parnassius mnemosyne (clouded apollo)
Lineage: Eukaryota; Metazoa; Arthropoda; Insecta; Lepidoptera; Papilionidae
Source: the annotation of a GenBank genome assembly